GUCUGCUACGCAAAGCAGUGGCUCGGGAACAACUCUGCCCGCGUUUCCAUACACGGGUUCGUCUACGUGAGCAGGAGACGGAGUCGAGUUCUCCACUUUGAAUAAACAAGGACUGCGUUCCUCCACUGGUGUCUGCUUUCAAAUGAAUCAGUGAUGAGAGUGGCCGAGAGGAGAGACGGACGCUUUUCUCCUGUGUGGACCUGCCGAGCGCAAAAGUGCGCUCCGUGGUUCGGCAUCAUCUUCAUCCUCCGCUCCUGAGAUCAACCCAAAUCCAAAGACGCGCGCCGAGAUCCACACGAGCCCCCCGUGCGAGGCAGCAUAUGUACAUAGGCUUCUUCCAGAACUGACGGAGGAAGCAUACCGCUGCAAUCUUCUUGCUGAAAAAGAAGAUGAAGGAUGUCUGCAAGCAGAGGAAAAACUACACAUAGAAGAUGGCAACUAUUGUAGCUGUUGCGAUAGCUCCGCCCUGAUUCAUUGAUAAGAAAAUGUGCCGCAGACUGAUUCGCCCUCCUUCUCCAGUUCAUAUUCAAUGGCAGACAAAGACUGCAUUUCUUACUGCUCCUGGUACCACUCAGUUCAAAAAGUCAGCUCUGGUCCGUAACUAAGCCACAGUCUUCUCUCUGACUACUGACUCUUUGCAAGUCUCCACUUCAGUUUGUCACCAUGGCCUGUUUUCUGGCAUCAGCCUUUCUCCUGGUUCUUCAGACAUAUGCUGCCCCACCUGAGCUUGUCCAGGCAGGAUUUGAUAUCACACUGGACCCCAUGGACCUUGAUACCGGCCCACUAGCCAACAUCUCUGGAGACGUAACCACAUCUCCACCCCCGGGAACAAGCAAACGAGCCCCACAUACUAUCAUUAUUGGGGUACGCAAAGGUGGCACAAGAGCGCUGUUGGAGAUGCUGGACAUACACCCUGAGGUUGCUGCUGCUGCCACCGAGGUGCACUUCUUUGACUGGGAUGAGAACUAUGCCAAGGGCUUUGAGUGGUACCGUGACUUAAUGCCCUACUCUUACCCACACCAGAUCACAAUAGAGAAAACUCCAGGCUACUUUACGUCAGCCCUUGCACCAGAACGUAUCUGUGCCAUGAACUCGUCCAUUAAGCUGCUGCUGAUCUUGCGAGACCCAGCUGAACGGGUCAUCUCCGACUACACCCAGGUUUAUUUUAACCGGCUUGAGAACCACAAACCAGUUCAAGCCAUCGAAAACCUGCUAGUCCGCAAUGGAGCCCUGAAUAUGAGGUACAAGGCCAUUCAGAGAAGCCUGUAUGACGUCCACAUGCGCAACUGGCUGCGCCACUUUCCCUUGGAACAGAUACACAUAGUAGAUGGGGAUGCUCUGAUCCGUGACCCCCUUCCAGAGCUUCAGAAGGUGGAGCGCUUCCUCAAUUUGCCUCCUAGGAUAGUAUCCUCCAACUUCUACUUCAAUCAGACCAAGGGGUUUUAUUGCAUCCGCAGUGAUGGUCGAGAGCGCUGUCUGCAUGAGUCUAAGGGACGGCCUCAUCCAGCUGUUAACAGCACUGUGCUCCAGCAGCUCCGCUCCUACCUGCAAGAACACAACCGCACCUUCUUCAGGCUGGUGAAGCGCACCUUCGACUGGCAAUAAAAAACACAGCUCGCGUUCUUAACAGAGCCACUAUCUUGUCUGUGACGAGGACAAAAAAAAAAGAAGGGGGGGCUGUGAAGCACUUUACGGACAUUUAAAAACUUUCGAAUAGCCUCUUAAUAACUACAGUUGUAAUCUCUGGUUUCAGCAGAGAGGAGUUCUAUAUUUACACAAUAUGGCAAAAAAUGUGAAAAACUGUAACUAGAGGUGUAAGAUUAAAAAGAAGAACCUUCAAGCUUAAUAAGUCAUUCUCUCUGUGCUGGAAGUGUUAAGUGGUGAAAUUGAAAACAAGUUUAUGGAAC
Archocentrus centrarchus (flier cichlid) is the source of this 1907-nucleotide messenger RNA. It is a transcript of the gene hs3st1l1, whose product is annotated as heparan sulfate (glucosamine) 3-O-sulfotransferase 1-like1. Gene Ontology annotation, molecular function: [heparan sulfate]-glucosamine 3-sulfotransferase activity. The transcript has 3 exons. NCBI's taxonomy places the organism in Eukaryota, Metazoa, Chordata, Actinopteri, Cichliformes, Cichlidae. The coding region runs from base 664 to 1605 and encodes 313 amino acids. The record is from RefSeq and is a predicted model, not a curated record.